Messenger RNA from Trichobilharzia szidati, 439 nucleotides. The record is from the annotation of a GenBank genome assembly. NCBI's taxonomy places the organism in Eukaryota, Metazoa, Platyhelminthes, Trematoda, Strigeidida, Schistosomatidae.
CUUCGUAGCCUAUUCGAAAGUCGCGUCGUCAGUCAAGGUCAUUGCUUGUCAAUAGUACAAUCAGCCUUAUUUAAUCAUGGAGAAUCAGUACAAUUAUCCAACUGAUGAUAGAAUUCGUCAACAGCAGGCCAAAGUCCAAGAGGUUGUUGGCAUUAUGAAGGAUAAUGUUAACCGUGUUCUGGAAAGAGAAACCCGUCUGGCCGAAAUCGAUACUCGAGCAGAUGAACUACAAGUACAGUCAAAACAAUUUCAAGCCGUUGCUGGUCGUGUACGAAGGAAAUACUUUUGGCAAAAUAUGAAGAUGUGGGCUAUUUUAACUAUGCUGGGUCUUGUUAUUCUUGUGAUUAUUAUAGUGUGGUCAGUAUCGAACAGGAAAACUUAGUUUCUACUUUCUAUCUUCGAUCUACACUAACUGUGAACACACACACGAUGAAACAGA